Molecule: messenger RNA, 887 nt
Organism: Octodon degus (degu)
Lineage: Eukaryota; Metazoa; Chordata; Mammalia; Rodentia; Octodontidae
Gene: Csnk2a1
Product: casein kinase 2 alpha 1
Exons: 9
Biological process (GO): protein phosphorylation
Cellular component (GO): nucleus; cytosol; protein kinase CK2 complex
Molecular function (GO): ATP binding; protein serine/threonine kinase activity
Source: RefSeq, a predicted model, not a curated record
GAACCUCCACACUGAUUUCUUCAGUGGCUGCACCAGUCACCAACAGUGGAAUAAGUUUGAAAGAAACAGGUCUGAAAGAAAGUCUUAUCCCCAGCUGGCUCUGAACAUAGUGUUUGACAGAUCUUCAAACAUCAACUUCAACUUUGUCCGCCAACCUGUCUGACAUAUCGGGACCCAUGCCAAGCAGGGCCAGAGUUUACACAGAUGUUAAUACGCACAGACCCCGAGAGUACUGGGAUUAUGAGUCACAUGUGGUGGAAUGGGGAAAUCAAGAUGACUACCAACUGGUUCGAAAACUAGGCAGGGGUAAAUAUAGUGAAGUAUUUGAAGCCAUCAAUAUCACAAAUAAUGAAAAGGUGGUCGUUAAAAUUCUCAAGCCAGUAAAAAAGAAGAAAAUUAAGCGUGAAAUAAAGAUUUUGGAGAAUUUGAGAGGAGGACCCAAUAUCAUCACGUUGGCAGACAUUGUAAAAGAUCCUGUGUCACGAACCCCCGCCUUGGUUUUUGAACAUGUAAACAACACAGACUUCAAGCAAUUGUACCAGACGUUAACAGACUAUGAUAUUCGAUUUUACAUGUAUGAGAUUCUGAAGGCCCUGGAUUAUUGUCAUAGCAUGGGAAUUAUGCACAGAGAUGUAAAGCCCCAUAAUGUCAUGAUUGAUCAUGAGCACAGAAAGCUGCGGCUAAUAGACUGGGGUCUGGCUGAGUUUUAUCAUCCUGGUCAAGAAUAUAAUGUCCGAGUUGCUUCUCGAUACUUCAAAGGCCCUGAGCUACUUGUAGACUAUCAGAUGUAUGAUUAUAGUUUGGAUAUGUGGAGUUUGGGUUGUAUGCUGGCAAGUAUGAUCUUCCGGAAGGAGCCAUUUUUCCAUGGACAUGACAAUUAUGAUCAG